UGAGUAAACUCAGGCUUGUUGAGCAGUGUGAGGGUAAAUAGAUAUCGGGCCUUGAGUGUGAGAUAGCAGAAUUGUUGCGGUACUGAGGUGCUGCGGCGGUACGGUCCUAGAGCGCUGGAUGAGGACAGAUGCAUAUGAUGAUGCAUUGCUGAUGUGCUUAGAAGAAAGCCAAGGAUAAGAAACAUAAGUUGAGAAAGAAUUGAAUUGAAGCAUUUUGGCUGAAGGCGGAAGGUACUCACGUUCACGACACCAUUCUGUGAUGAUACCAGAAAAGGUGCUGACAGGAGCUGAUUGCCAAUGUUCCUUUUGAGCACAUCCUUGGGGUUACAAAAAGAAAGGAUGGGUGUUUUAUCAAACAUGCCAUACUUCUCAUUUUCAGUGCUGUGUAUUUUGUCUGCAAAUAUUUUCCAAGCAGACCACAUCAAGACAACAGGUGUGUUUUGGAGACUAGACCCAUUGGAAGACAAGGUCAUCAGCAUUGGUAGUUCACAAACAGCAGAACACAAUAUCUCAAGCAGCACAUCUGCAAUCCCCUUUGAGCAAGAUAUCAUAUUUGAAGCACUCUUGAGUACAAAUAUGAAAGAUGGCAUUUGGACAAAACACCAAACUCUCAGUUUCUGCACAGGCAAUGCUGCACUGGCUAAUGGUUGUGUUGACAUCAGGUUUAAUAUGCCUUCUGAGUCAAACCAGAUCACCUCUAGGAACGAGUCGGCCGCGGCGGAGCCGGAGGAGCCGCUCGACUGCGGCAAGUCGGUCAACUUCACCCACUACGACCACCUGGUGGGCGUGUCGAGCCGACGCCACCACCCGCACGUGCCGGAGCCGCACGCCAGCCUGGUGUUCCGCCGGCGCGGCGAGAGCGUCGACCUCGACCUGCUGGAGCGGAAGCUGCGACGCUCCAAGCGAGAGAAGCCGAAGUCACUGCAGCUGUACAACCAGAUAGGCAACUUCUGGCGAAUAAAGGGCGACGCGUCCAAGGCCAUCGAGUGCUACCGCCGCUCACUGGCUGUGUCGCCUAAUAAUGCAGAGGUGCUGUUGAGCCUGGCUCGGGUGCUGUUCAACCUGCAGUACCUGGACGACGCCAUCUUCCUGACCCGACGCUCUCUGGAGGUGCAGCCGCCCGACCAGAGCGCCUGGCUCCAGCACUUCACUCUGGGCGAAAUACUCAAGGAGUAUGGUAACUACCAGGAGGCGGAGAUGCACCUGCGCCACACGCUGGAGCUGCGGCCGCGCUUCCAGCCGGCCGAGGAGGCGCUGCGCCAGAUGGAGGCGGCGCCUGGCACGCGCUUACACGGCUACACGGUGUUCAUCAUCUUCGUGCUGGUGGCCUGUGUGCUGCUCAGCAUCCUGUCGACGCUGGAGUCGGCGGCGGCCGAGCCGGGCUCUCCGGAGGGUGCGCGGCCUGGCCGGGCCGGCAUGCGCGCGCUGCGAGGUCGCUGGCGACGCUCUGUCUGAAGCGACCGGGCGCCGCCGGUGCGCAGAUGCCACCAGCAGCGGCGGUCCCGAUCGUCCCGGCUCUCGUGCCCUCGAGACUCGCCGACCGGCCGCUCGAGCGGUUGGCCCGCAGUUGUUCUCGGUGCCCGCAGCUGGUGGCUGUGUGGCUGCCUCAGUGCGCGUCGAGCGAUGGUCGGUGCAGGAUGUACCUGACUUUGGUCCUCGGCUUACCAGGAGACGGGCCUGGUCACCCAGGCCCUGGCUGUUGAUCUGAUGUUCUUAUUGAAAUGCGGGUGAUCCCGGUGAGCGGAUUGCAAAUGCUCUCAGAGUCUGAAAGAGCAACUGUUUUGUGUUAUGUUGUGAGGCCGUGGGUCUUCCACCCCAUCCGACUAGUCGAUCGACUCGAUUCUCCCAUCUGAUCGAGUUUCGCUUGGCCGGAUAUAAAUAAAUUUGUGCCAGUCAUGCUCAUGAAUCAUUUCAGCUCUAUCGAUCACCCAUUAAGCGCCUGCAAUUGUGUUCAAUUGAUUUUUUUCUGUGGAGCGCUAGCAGUUGCGCCAAUCCCGAUCAACUCACGCUUCAGCAAACAUGGUGCUUUACCGAACUUAUUGCGUUUCAGCUGGACCUCAUUUCUGCGGGUAUUUCAGUAGCACGCUUUGUUUAACUGUCGUGAGGUAUCUUGUGUACUACGUCGCAUUACCUAUCAUGUUCUUGUUUCUUGCUCCAGUCAGGCAUUGCUAAGCUUGAGGGCCGACGUCAACGUGACUUUGUGAGGACCGUUCCGCGGACAUUCGGGCUUUGGACCCAUCUAACGAUGCUAGUCGACCGCUUCUGCAGUACAGGUGGAAAUACAAUC
Molecule: messenger RNA, 2287 nt
Organism: Pollicipes pollicipes
Lineage: Eukaryota; Metazoa; Arthropoda; Thecostraca; Pollicipedomorpha; Pollicipedidae
Exons: 7
Coding region: 298-1455 (385 amino acids)
Biological process (GO): actin filament polymerization
Cellular component (GO): cytoplasm; actin cytoskeleton
Molecular function (GO): protein binding
Source: RefSeq, a predicted model, not a curated record